Topomyia yanbarensis is the source of this 1749-nucleotide messenger RNA. Its product is annotated as endoplasmic reticulum membrane-associated RNA degradation protein-like. NCBI's taxonomy places the organism in Eukaryota, Metazoa, Arthropoda, Insecta, Diptera, Culicidae. The transcript has 3 exons. The record is from RefSeq and is a predicted model, not a curated record. The coding region runs from base 10 to 1749 and encodes 579 amino acids.
ACAUGCGUGAUGACAGCACACGAAAGUUUUUUCAGUGAUGAAAUCAAAAAGUUGUGUAUCAUAGAGACUAAAAAUGUUUCCGAAAUAUCUAAUAAUUUCGCGGGUGGUGCCGAUGAAGGUACAAUUGAUUGGGCAAAAGUGGAAGCAUACUUCGGUGAUAAAAUAGUGCACCAUAGUCAACCGCUACAAUAUUAUUACUGUCGAUCCAUGACAACGAUUAUUCAUCAAUUCCUUAUAUGCUGCCCCACUGCCGUCAUCUCCGAAGAAAAGCUUUCAUGGACCAAUCGUUUGGAUAUGCUUUCGCUGGUGGGCUCAACUUCAAUGGACACCUUGAGCAGCUCGCUAAUUCUAACAUCAAUUGUGGAGUACUCACUUGGUAACGUUUACCAAACAGAAACUGGCACAGUUCCGCCGCAUCUUCUCCGUGAUUUGCUAAUGACUGACGUUUUGGUCAAUCUGUUAGGUGAAACACCUGUAUAUCUGUUACGAUUACUGCUAGGAACACCAAACGGUAUCAAUCUGAGAAAUUUGGUGUGGCAUGGUUUCUCUAGCCCGCAGGAUGUCAGUCCGCUGUACGUAAAUUUUCUCUUGCUUAUGCUUACUUCUAUUGGGGAGCGGUUGAACAAAUUAAGCUACGUCGUCAAGCAUCGCGAGUAUGCAGAAUAUAGGGGAGCACUUGUUAACCAAAUUAAAAUAGAUCGUUUUUGUGUCACUUUGCUCGGGAAAGCUCUACAUAAUGCUAGUGAUAUACCGGAAGGACUAACAGCUAAUUGGCAACACGCAAUCAAACUCUACAACAGCGGAGAGUAUUAUCAAUCUGUCUGUAUAGCUCUACCCCAACUAGAGAUGUACCUUAGGAAGCUGUACGGAACAUUAUAUGAUCUAGAUUACCGGGCGAAAAUUGCGGAAUAUUACAUAAUAAUGGAUACAAUAUUCGAUGAAUUCGAUUCUUCCAAUACUCCCAACAAAAUAUACAAUCACUUUUCGACCUCAUUGCUAGAGCUAGUUUACGACUUUUUAACAGCACUCGAUGGUCCUCGAAUACGAGACAAACUCAGUCAUGGCGAACUGAAAUUAUUGCAAAUUGAUGAAUCGAUAGCUAAUAGGAUACUACACUUAUCCUAUUUGCUGCUAACCAACGAUAGCAACUUUGAGUAUAGGAGCAUUUUUCAUCGCAAUGCUAUGCUUAAAUUCAAACUUCAGGAAUGUGAAAUUGCACUGGAAAGAAGCGAUUCCACUCAAAUUCCUCCGGACACAUUGGAUACACCUGAAUCCGAUAUCCUAUUUUUGCCAUCAGUCGAAAUACCAAGAAAUGUACCUAUCUUCUACCGCCAUGCUAGGGAAAGCGAAAUAGUCGGAUUCUUGACGCGGAUAUGCAUAGUCCAUAAGAUGGCAAUUGAAUAUUUGCAUAAAUCGUUAUCAUCUCGCAUGGAAGCACUGGCUAAACGAGAACUGCGCUCCAGAGCAAGGAACACGUUGGACAAUAUGCUUCGAAUGUUCCCGACAAUUUGGCAAGGCCUGAAAUUGAUUCUUCAACUAGUGAAGUGGAUAUUCUUCUGUCUCAUGGAAUGUGCAGAUCUUCCUGAUGCCACGCAAGUAGUACGAUUUCUAAAGUUCGUUCUAAAGUAUACGGAAAAUGCAGCUAAAAAUCUAAACUCGAAGAGCAAUGCGUGGCAGCCUCUGUACGAAGCGACUAAGCGCGAGUUGUACGAUAAAACUAGGCAAAACCUAACGAUGCUGCUGUGUUGA